Molecule: messenger RNA, 3852 nt
Organism: Condylostylus longicornis
Lineage: Eukaryota; Metazoa; Arthropoda; Insecta; Diptera; Dolichopodidae
Gene: Pi3K92E
Product: phosphatidylinositol 4,5-bisphosphate 3-kinase catalytic subunit beta isoform
Exons: 12
Coding region: 300-3503 (1067 amino acids)
Biological process (GO): phosphatidylinositol-3-phosphate biosynthetic process; cell migration; phosphatidylinositol 3-kinase/protein kinase B signal transduction
Cellular component (GO): phosphatidylinositol 3-kinase complex; cytoplasm; plasma membrane
Molecular function (GO): 1-phosphatidylinositol-4-phosphate 3-kinase activity; 1-phosphatidylinositol-3-kinase activity
Source: RefSeq, a predicted model, not a curated record
UCGUACAUGAUUCUAUUUACUUUUCUCGCUUCUAUAAAUAAGAUUUUUAUUAAAUUAAUUUAAAACUGCAGAAAAUUAUUUAAGUAAAUCCGUUUUUAGAUCUGUAAAAUACACGGCUCACAUAGAAAGUUUAGUUUUAGUGUUUUGUUAUAUAAUUGACAAAAAUUUUGGAUUGUAAACAUGGUGUCUUAUAAAUGAAUUACUUUGCAGUGGCUUCCAAAGUAAAAAUGAAAUAAAAUUAAGCAUAUAUCUUCAAAAAAAUUAAUCUUAAUAAAAUAAACACAUCUAAGACUUCAAUCAUGAUACCAUCUACGGAUCAUUUUUGUAAAUCAGAUUUUUGGCAAAAUGACUUACCUGAUACAAUGGUUAUUGAAAUCGCAUGUUUGAUGCCAAAUGGGAUUAUGAUACCCAUAAAAGCUUAUCCUAGCUCAACUAUAGGGGAUAUUAAAGAAGAUUUAUGGGAAACCGCCAAAUCGUAUCCAUUGUACCGAUUUUUAAAAGAGCAAUCUAUGUAUGUUAUUAGUGCUAUAUCAGCAUUCGCCAAUAUUGACGAAUUCAAUAACGAAUCUAAACGAUUGUGUGAUAUUCAACCAUAUUUCUGCGUGUUCAAUAUAAUAGAGAAGAAAAAUUUAACAGAAGUGUCUUCUGAUAAUGAAUUUUAUAAAGUUAUAGGUUUAUUAAUUGGUCGAUCUUUAGAAGACUUUAAAAAAUUAAAAAAUUCCGAAGUUAAAGAUUUCAGACUGAAAAUGUCUAUUCUUAGAGAAGAAAUCAUGGAAUCGCGAUGUAAUAUGAGUUGGUAUGAUAGGUUAAUGUAUCAAAACCCACCUCGUUUAGCAAAAACGGCAAUUAUACAAGAAACAAUCAAAAGUCGGCAUCCAAAUGGCACAUUUUUAAUAGUAGUUCGCUUAGAAAAUGAUGAUAACUGGUUCACUCUUUACGUUGAAUACAAUAUGACACCACAUAGAUUUUUGAACGAAGUCCUUUCAAGGAAAUUGUCAAAAACAAUGAAUCAUCAAAAAAUUGGGCAUGCUGGAGAAUAUAUUCUCAAAGUUUUCGGAAGAGAAGAAUAUCUUUUUGGUGAUUACCCCUUAAUACAAUUCGUGUACAUUCAGGAAACCUUAUCAAACGAUGGAGUACCUUCUGUUGUAAUGAAAUCUAUUCACAAAUUGGAAACAUAUACUGAAAAUCAUAUUAAUGAAGUAAAUUUAUCCUCAAAUUCAAAUAAAAGCUCUUUUAAUAUGCGAAAACAAAAUAAAAAUAUAACUUCGUGGAAUGUCAAUAGCAAUUUCAAAUUACGAUUGCAUUCUAUUGAAAACUUAAAUUGUGAUUUAAAUAAAAAGGUCGGUGUUCACUUAGGCCUGUUCCAUGGUGACAAGACAUUGUGUGCUUCUAAACAGUCGUUUGAACAUUCAAUUGGAAAUGAUAAGACCAUUGUACUUGACGAGGAAAUUGUUUUUGACAUAAAUUUACAGAAUAUACCAAGAAUGACAAGACUUUGUAUUGGAAUUUACGAAGGAGCAAAAUCUGUAAAGCAAGCAGGCUCCAAAACAAAACGGGUUAAAGAUAAUAAGGAGCCGUGCAUGAACAAUUUAGCAUGGGUUAAUGUGACUUUGUUUGAUUUCAAAGAUGAAUUAAAAAGCGGGACUUUGACAUUAUUUACAUGGAAUUAUGCAGACAACAUCCAAUCAGAUGAAAUAUUCAACUCAUUAGGAACUGUAGAACAGAACCCUCGAACUGAAGAGUGUGCGGCUAUUAAAUUAUCAUUCCAUAACUACGACUCAGAGAAUAUCAUCUUAUAUCCCUCAGAAGAAAUAGUUUUGCAAUAUGCCGCCGAAAUUUCAAGAACAAAGAGUUUAAAUAGAGAUAGUGCACAAGAUACGAGAACCAUAAAACAAAUUCUUGAACCUUAUCUUAGUAAUGACCGUUUAUACGAAAUGCAUGACCAGGAACGCAAUGCAAUAUGGGCUAAAAGACUUGACUGCUUAACCGAUGCUCCUUAUGCAUUACCCUUGCUAUUACAUUGUGUGGAAUGGAAUAAAAGAGAUGAAGUUAGUGAAAUUUGUAGAUUGCUAAAAAAGUGGCCGACGCUAUCAGUUGAACGAGCUCUCGAACUCUUAGAUUAUACUUAUCCAGAUCCUACGGUUAGAGGAUUUGCAAUUAAUUGUCUCAAAGAAUUAAGAGAUGAAGAACUUUUACUGUAUUUGUUGCAAUUAGUUCAAGCAAUCAAACAUGAGUGCUAUUUAGACUGUGAGUUGGUGAAAUUUCUUUUGAGAAGAGCACUACAAAACCAAAGGAUUGGCCACUACUUUUUUUGGCAUUUAAAAUCGGAAAUGCAAAUGCCUGCAAUGCAAAUUCGUUUCGGUUUAAUUCUAGAAGCUUACUUACAAGGCAGUCAAACACAUAUUCCUCUAUUAUAUAAGCAAUUCGAAUGUUUAGAAAAAUUAAGACAGGGAUCAGAACUAGCAAGGAAAGGGAAUAAAGAAAAAGUUAAAUCGUCCUUACAAGAUUUUUUAACUAAAGAAAGAAAUGGUGGAGUUUUUGCUAAUUUAUUAAGUCCACUUAAUCCUUACUUUCGUUGCAAAGGAGUAAAACCAGAAAAAUGCAAAAUCAUGGAUUCUAAAAUGCGUCCACUUUGGAUAGUUUUUGAAAAUGCUGAUACAAAUGGUGAUGACAUACAUAUAAUAUUUAAAAAUGGAGAUGAUUUAAGACAGGAUAUGCUUACACUUCAAAUGUUAAGGGUAAUGGAUCAGUUAUGGAAGAAUGAAGGGUAUGAUUUUCGUAUGAACAUAUAUGGAUGUAUAAGUAUGGAAAGAAGAAUGGGCAUGAUAGAGGUGGUUUUAAAUGCUGAAACUAUCGCCAAUAUACAAAAGGAAAAGGGUAUGUUUUCAGCCACAUCACCUUUCAAAAAGGGGUCAUUGCUUAGUUGGCUUAAAGAGCAUAACUCAUCAGAGGAGUCCUUAGAAAAAUUAGAAAAAGCAAUAAAGGAAUUUACUUAUAGUUGUGCUGGAUAUUGUGUAGCCACAUAUGUGUUAGGCGUAGCAGAUCGGCAUUCUGAUAAUAUUAUGGUUAAGAAAACUGGUCAACUAUUUCAUAUAGAUUUUGGUCACAUAUUGGGCCAUUUCAAAGAGAAAUUUGGUGUAAGAAGAGAAAGGGUUCCAUUUGUCUUAACACACGAUUUUGUAUAUGUCAUCAAUAAUGGUCGAACAGAACGGGAAACUGAAGAAUUUCGAACUUUUCAAAAUUUAUGUGAAACGGCAUUUCUUAUAUUAAGAAGACAUGGAUGUCUGAUAUUAUCUUUGUUUGCUAUGAUGAUUUCUACUGGAUUACCAGAACUAUCCUCAGAGAAGGAUCUCAACUAUUUAAAAGAAACAUUGGUACUAGACUUAACAGAAGAAAGUGCAAGAGAACAUUUUCGCUCAAAAUUUAAUGAGGCGUUAGCUAAUUCUUGGAAGACUUCACUGAAUUGGAUGUCACAUAACUUUUCAAAAAAUAACAAACAAUAAGAGCUUUCUCUAUUUUUCGUUUCUGUAAUUUUUCCAUAAGCACAAAACAACGUAUUAUUUUUUAAUUUUCUAUAUUUAAAUAAAAAAGUUUUAUAUUUAUUACAAUUAAUUAAAGCUUAUAAGACAUCUAUCAUAUUAUUAUAGGUAAAAGGUAUAUAUAAAAGGUAGAUAUAAAAGAAAUAUAACUUUUUUUUUAAGAAAAUAUAUAGAUCACAGUGUUUUGAGAUUGUAAGAUUGUUACAAAAAUAAAAAAAAAAAACUUGAAUUAAAUUUUAUUUUACAUUUUGAUUCAUAGUUGUAUAAAUAAUGUAAUAGGAAUUUAAAUUAAAAGAGCAGACAGAUAUUAGUC